This is a messenger RNA of Acipenser ruthenus (sterlet), 1853 nucleotides long. Its product is annotated as tartrate-resistant acid phosphatase type 5-like. Gene Ontology annotation, molecular function: ferric iron binding; acid phosphatase activity; ferrous iron binding. The transcript is spliced from 6 exons. Lineage: Eukaryota; Metazoa; Chordata; Actinopteri; Acipenseriformes; Acipenseridae. The record is from RefSeq and is a predicted model, not a curated record. Gene Ontology annotation, biological process: bone resorption. Bases 534 to 1190 code for a protein of 218 amino acids.
AUUAGUCUAAUUUGCUAAAUAUUUCAGAAUAACACCAUGGAGAAGACAGCUGUUCUGCUUGUGUGUCUCCAGCAGAUUCUUUCUGUUUGCCAGUCACAGCACCCUGGUAAAGUACAAUUUACAUUUACAUUUAAGUAUGUUAUCAAAAGAUACGUUUUAUUUAUUUACAAAUCAGUUCACGGAGCAAAACAGCAGGCAUACAUACAUCUAUUAGUGCAGGUAGUGCAGUACAGUUUAAAUCUAAUAUAAUUUGUAUGCACAGUGUAGGGCUGAUUGUGACACACAAUCAUAAAUAAUUAUAUCUCAAGUUCCCAACACAUAAGAAAUAAUAAUAAUAAUAAUAAACAUAAACAUUAUUAAAGAUAAAUUAUUACAUAUGUUUUUGUGUGUAGGUUAUUCUAUUCUUGAGAGAUCAUGUGUCAUUAUCUCAGUAUAUUGAUCGUCAUUGGAGACUGGGGAGGAAUACCAACCCCCCCAUUCUUCAUAGACAUGGGGAAAGCUACUGCUGUUGAUAUGGCUAGUGCCCCCACAACAUGGGACUGAACUUUGUCUUGAGUCUUGGAGACCAUUUUUAUGACCAUGGGGUCACAGACAUUGAGGAUUUACACUUUAAGGUGACAUAUGGGACUGUGUUUGCUGAUCCUUCACUUGUUAACAUACCUUGGUAUGCUGUAACAGGAAACCAUGACCAUAUGGGCAAUGUAUCUGCUCAAGUAGCUUAUUCCAAAAUUUCAGCACGCUGGGUAGUGAACUUCCCUGAUUUCUACUUUGAUUUGAAGUACAAGAUCCCAAACUCCAAUGUUACAGUCUCUGUUCUAAUGACUGAUACAGUUCUGCUUUGUGGAAACACCAACCAUGAAGUGCACCCAAAAGGACCUGAAGAUGCUGCAGUUUGCCAAGCAUUCCCAAUAGAUUCAGGAAAAACAGGAGAAUUCCAGUGCCCCUUAUCUCAUGUUGAAUUCCACAGCAGCAGGAGCACUGGUCACCCUCAUGAUCCUGCGUUUUACAGGCAUCGUAUUUCACAGCACGCACCAGAUGUGGAGAUGGUGCUUGGUUUUGUUUUGACUGAAUUCCUAAUUGUAGCUGGUCAUUAUCCUGUCUGGUCCAUCGGACACCAUGGCCCCACACACUGUCUAGUUGAGCAGUUGAGACCUCUACUAAAAAAGUACAACGUCACAGUCUACAGGUAGUAUAUUAAAUGAUCUUUUAAAAAUAUUUUUGCAAGGUCAUUUUAAUAUUUUAGAUUGAUACAUGUUAAUGCUUGGUCUUUGGGACUGUUGAUAGUGCUAAAGUUCAUAUAAACCCCAUGUUGAAUCCAGUUUGUAUCCAUUUCUAUUUUCAAGUGACCUAGACAGCGAUGAACAGACAUUUAUCCAUAUUGAUAUAUCAUAAUUUAAAACAAAUUAUGCCUUAUCUAGUACCACAAAGCUUAUUGUUCUUGCCCUCUUGCAUUCAAACAAGAUGAGUCUGCUUCUCACUUGUUAGGAGUCCUGGAGGUAAAGUAGAUUGCAUUCCUUGUGUUGUUUUUGGAAGUCUAUACUAGUCUAUACUCCUCUCAUGAAAGCAAUCUUUCUGACACUUUUAGACGAAACUGGCAAAGAGUUCAGCUUUUUUUUGUUUUUACUUUCACAGAUUCUUACCCUAAUUCCCAUGGUAAAGGUGAUAUUGUGUCACAUUUAAAAAGUGGUUCAUUCUCUUAAUGUAAAUUCAGUACUGUAUGCAAUAUACUGCAACAGUAGUGUCUAUUGUUUUCUUUUAAAUGUGACAAGGAGAUCAGGUCACUGUGAGAUAUAGAAUACUAAGUCCCCCAGGCUUUUUUGUUUUCGUAUAUAGUUGUAAAUUCUUUGUCAAUU